AUGUUAUCGAGGAGACGGAAGACAGUAACAGGAAAGCUAAUUGUCGAACGGCCACCCGCUAUCAAACCUUCGAAAGCUCGCCGUAUUAUCCGGAGAUUUCAUCUGUUGAUCAAUAAAAGGAGGAUAAUAUGCAAUAAGAUAGGCAUUAAGCUAUUAGAGGGAGACGAAAGCACUAACUCCGAGCGCAUCUCAGAAAAACUCCGACUUAAUGACACUCAGAGCUUUUACGAUGAGGGCUGGAAUGCCCAAAACCCCUCGUCCGAAUAUGAGGCCCAAAUGCUUAAGAUUCAACGCCUAGACGACGACAUCCAGCUCUUUCGGAUCCUUGGAUAUAUCAUGUCUGAAAUCCAUCAACGUGGAGGUCUUCAAAACUACCAAUUGGCGAGCUCGAUGGGACAAGACCGGAAUCGUGGGGGUGACUCAUCUAAAAUAUUGAUGAACUGGUUCAAGACCAUUCGGACCCCGGGACAUCAGUACCGCGCGUUAGAGAUUGGCUCCUUAAGUGCUGAGAAUGCGAUUUCGACAUCUGGCGUUUUUGACCCCGUGAUACGCAUUGAUCUUAAUUCCAGCGACCCAGCAAAAAUUAAGCGCCAAGACUUUAUGAAGCGUCCACUGCCACCUUCAGAUGCUGAAAAAUUUGACCUGAUCUCUUGUUCUCUUGUUCUCAACUUUGUACCGACUCCUCAACUUCGUGGUGCCAUGCUCCAUAGGUUUCAACACUUUCUUCGACUAGAUGUCGAGAAAACAUACAUUUUUCUCGUCCUUCCGCUUCCGUGUGUUUCUAACUCGAGGUAUAUGAGCAAAACCCUCUUGUGUGACAUAAUGGAGUAUCUUGGCUAUAAACAAAGCCACGCUCACGAGUCCUCAAAAAUAAUUUACAUGCUAUUCCAGCGCUCAUUUGGCCAAAAGGUGCAUGAGGAACAAGUGGUCCGGGAAUUUUCUAAGAAAGUUCUUAUUAGAGAUAAAGCUAACAUGAAUAACUUUAGUAUAGUACUGUGA
Molecule: messenger RNA, 999 nt
Organism: Lachancea thermotolerans CBS 6340
Lineage: Eukaryota; Fungi; Ascomycota; Saccharomycetes; Saccharomycetales; Saccharomycetaceae
Gene: BMT2
Product: 25S rRNA (adenine2142-N1)-methyltransferase
Exons: 1
Coding region: 1-999 (332 amino acids)
Cellular component (GO): nucleolus
Molecular function (GO): rRNA (adenine) methyltransferase activity
Source: RefSeq, a predicted model, not a curated record